This is a messenger RNA of Ceratotherium simum simum (southern white rhinoceros), 1083 nucleotides long. It is a transcript of the gene RAB32, whose product is annotated as RAB32, member RAS oncogene family. Gene Ontology annotation, cellular component: lysosome; Golgi apparatus; phagocytic vesicle. Gene Ontology annotation, molecular function: GTP binding; GTPase activity. The record is from RefSeq and is a predicted model, not a curated record. NCBI's taxonomy places the organism in Eukaryota, Metazoa, Chordata, Mammalia, Perissodactyla, Rhinocerotidae. Gene Ontology annotation, biological process: endosome to lysosome transport; phagosome-lysosome fusion.
GACCCCGGCCGCGGGGCGGCCGCCGGGCCCGAGACCCGCGAGCACCUCUUCAAGGUGCUGGUCAUCGGCGAGCUCGGCGUGGGCAAGACCAGCAUCAUCAAGCGCUACGUGCACCAGCUCUUCUCCCAGCACUACCGGGCCACCAUCGGGGUGGACUUCGCCCUCAAGGUGCUCCACUGGGACAGCAGGACGCUGGUGCGCCUGCAGCUGUGGGACAUCGCGGGGCAGGAGCGGUUUGGCAACAUGACCAGAGUAUACUACAAGGAAGCUGUUGGAGCUUUCGUAGUCUUUGAUUUAUCAAGAGGUUCCACGUUUGAGGCGGUCUUAAAAUGGAAGAGUGAUCUGGAUAGUAAAGUCCAUCUUCCGAAUGGCAGCCCUAUUCCCGCUGUCCUCUUGGCUAAUAAAUGUGACCAGAAAAAGGAUGGUGGCCAGAGUCCUCCCCAGAUGGACCAGUUCUGCAAAGAACAUGGCUUCAGUGGGUGGUUUGAAACCUCUGCGAAGGAUAACAUCAACAUCGACGAAGCAGCCCGGUUCCUAGUGGAGCAUAUUCUUGAGAACCACCAAAGCUUUCCCAGUGAAGAAAAUGAUGGGAGCAAAAUUAAACUGGGUGAAGGGACCCCGCCCGCAGAGAGCAAGUCCCAGUGUUGCUGACAUGGCUUCCUGCUUCUCGGGUGCAGAACACAGCCUGACUCGGUUCUCCGGUUUGCAGCAAAUUCCUGAGAAUGGAUUCAAGGUGGCGGUUGUGCCGCUCUGUGAAUCUUCCCAGGGCUGCGCUUUCAAAUGAAUGCUCUGGUUUGUCUUCAGAUCAGAUCAAUCUUUCGCCUUUUAAAAAGUGACAAUGGCAGCACGUCUGGGAGCCUAUGCUGAAAUGGGGUGUCUGGUGAGGUAGUCCUGCUGGUCGCUCCACACCUUAAGGCAGGAACACUUAGGCCUCUGUUGUUGCUUUGUAUUCAGGAUAAUGUACAUCCUUUUUAACAUCUUUUUAAAUGACGGUUCCUCAGGAUUUGGUAAGACUUCCAGGUUGUAGUGUUUGGUGGAAACACAGGGGUGGUAAUAAAACUUACCUGCAGUCUUACAGUAAUU